Molecule: messenger RNA, 801 nt
Organism: Linum trigynum
Lineage: Eukaryota; Viridiplantae; Streptophyta; Magnoliopsida; Malpighiales; Linaceae
Source: the annotation of a GenBank genome assembly
AUGCAGCUAAUCCCACCUUCUGAAUGCCAACAAUUCUUCAGAACAGGUUUGCAGGACUGGAUCCUCAGCAACCUAAGGAAUCAGCACCGUGCUCUAGAGUUUGGUGUAACCUGCUGGUCUCUGUGGAGGACCAGAAAUGAUCGAGUCUUUGAAGGCAAGAUCAUCACCCUUGAAGCCUUUCUACACCGAGUCCGGGCUUGGAUACCUAUAGUGAGGACAGCCCUGGAUAAGGACAAGCUAAUCCAUAAGCCGAGUCUGCCUGCUAGAACGGAGGAGAUGAUCUCAUGGAAGCCUCCUCCUCCUGAGUGGGUUUGCCUCAACCCUGACGGCUCCGUUAUUCAUGAUACAGGUCUUGCCGCUGCUGGCGGCCUGAUUCGAGAUCACACUGGGCGCUGUCUAACAGCGUUCGCUUUGAACCUGAGAGCCUGCACUAUUACCCAGGCUGAGUUGAGGGGCGUUGUGGAAAGGCUUCAGGUGGUUUGUGAGCGAGGAUAUAGACGUGUUCGUGUGCAACUUGACUCCAAGUGUGCUGUCCAUCUCAUUCGGCAGGCGCAUACAGGUGACCAUCACUGUGGUUCAAUCCUCGAUCGCUUUAGGGAUCUUAUGUCGAGACCCUGGGAGGUUACUAUUGAGCAUAUCUAUCGAGAGGGAAAUUGUUGUGCUGAUUAUCUUGCUAGUAGGGGCCAUGUUCUCCCCUUUGGUUUACAUGAGGUCGAGAAUUCGGAUCCGAUGUUGUCUUAUUGGAUUAUGUAUGAUUGUCAGGGGAUUUCCGAACCCUGGUUGGUUUUGAAUGAAAGGUAG